This is a messenger RNA of Camponotus floridanus (Florida carpenter ant), 1778 nucleotides long. RefSeq names its product proto-oncogene tyrosine-protein kinase ROS-like. Lineage: Eukaryota; Metazoa; Arthropoda; Insecta; Hymenoptera; Formicidae. The transcript has 6 exons. Gene Ontology annotation, molecular function: protein binding. The record is from RefSeq and is a predicted model, not a curated record. The coding region runs from base 126 to 1631 and encodes 501 amino acids.
UGUAUAUAUAUGAAUUAAUAUCAAUUCUAUUAACACAUCAGAAUUAGUAGAGUGAGAAAAAUAAUUAAUUGAGGAUUGAACGGAAACCAAUUGAGUGCAAACGUGUUUACGACUGUUUACGAAAAAUGCAAAUUAUGUUUGGAACAAUUUUAUUUGUUUUAUUGAAAGGUUUAAUAUUGACAAAAGCAACUAUCACGCCGGAGGAUUAUACUACUUCAAGCAACCUCCAGAAAGAAAGUGUUCCUAUGUGUCCAAGUUUAAAUUUCACGCAGGAUAUUUCAAUGUCCGAGAAAAGUGAUCAUCAUAUACUAAAUUUUAAAUCUGACCGGAGUCAUUCUGAUAGUACUGUGAGAAAUAAGCGAGAAGACCAUGAAGUUACACAUGCAAAUAUUUCUAUCAUCCCAGAAUCUAUCGAAAACAGUUUGAGCAGGCCAACAUCUCUCAGAGCAUUUGUACAAUUCGACAGUCAAUUCACAGAAAAAGUAAAUGAUAUUUUUGUGACAUUGAGAUGGAACCAACCUGAAUUUACUGAAAUGAUUCAAGAGUACCAAGUGCAGUGUUCUUUCUUCGAGGACUUUAAAGAAACUUGCGACGAUAAAAAUAUUACAGCUACAAAAUUGGAACAAACGGUGCACAAUCUAACAUCUAACACGACAUAUUAUUUUCGAGUACGUGCGCAUAGUAAAAUUGUAAAUAAAAUUGUUGCUGGUCCUUACACGGAUUUAAUCAAAGUGUCGACUACACAUGAAAAUCCAAUACCUAAAUUAUUACUCGCAUCGAAUCAAGGUAUAAAAAUAUUGGACGUGGAUUUAAACGUUACUAAUUUUGAAACGUCAGAAAUACUAAUGAACGAUCGAAGCUUAUUCGUUUAUUCGAUACAAGAAAAUAGAAUUUAUUGGAUAACCUAUAAUAUUUGGAGUGGAGUCCUAAUGACAUUGAAGAUUAAUGAAAAUAAUAUCACAAACAUAGCCAGUUUUCAUAAUUAUCCAGCUUUAGAUAAUCUCUGCAUUGACUGGGUAGCAAGAAAUCUAUAUUUCAAAUAUCGAGAUUCAGACUACUCUCGUAUUAUAAAAUUCGACUUAACAAUGUGGGAAAGUGGCAUAAUUAAAUUUGAUGAGGUUUUCAAAUCAAAAAAUGAUAAUGACCGUUUAAAUGUAUUACCAUCUAUGGGAAUUUUAUAUCAUACAUCAUACAAUUGGACGGAUAAAGAAUAUGGUAUAAUGAAAUAUCAUUUCGAUGGAAAAAUCGAGCAAAUUGUUCGGAUAAAUGCAUCCUUGUGCCUAUUUCAUCACAAAGAUCCUUAUCGUAGUAUGAUAAUCGAUGAUAUGAAUAGUGAGGAGUCAUUAAUUUACUGGUUAAGUGGUGAACACAUAUUUGUGACAGACAUUAACGUUUCUAUGUGCAAUACGAUUUUAAACAAGAAAAAUAUAGGUGAUAACAUCCGCUUCCAAACAAUGACGAUUGACAAAACAAACAUUUACAUUUUGGCAUAUGCAGGGUCUAUUAAAUAUAUCUACAUAUUAAAAAAAAAAUAUGUAGAUCUCGAAAGCGUAAAUGUAGCCGAAUAUUUUGAAAAGACAAUACUAAGCUCAUAUAAGAAAAAUUUAUUUUACGGCUUUAUCUUACGCUAGUAUUUACGCUUUUGAUAAAUCUUUACAACCAUAUCCUCCAAUGAGAUGCCUGACACCUGACGAAAAAGUAUACAAUUUUGAGAAUGUGAAUGCAACGGCAAACAGCAUCAUUGUAAAUUUUUCGGAACCGGUUGUAAAGAGUGGAUG